UGUGUGUAAAUAAUAUUUUUCUACCAUUAUUCCUAAAAUAAUAACACAAACUCGUCAAAUAUUCAUUCCCUGGCGUAUACUAUAGUCAUACAGGAAUAUAUGCGCCGGUAAUUGGCAUAACAAUGUUGAAAAGUAUUAUUACUGUGUUAUCAUGUCUUAUCGCGGUUUCGUCCACGAAAUAUUGUGAUUUUAACGUGAGACUCACACAAACACUUCGUAAUGAGGGAUUCCACAGGAAUAUAACCUAUGAAAUAAUAUUCAACGGAGAUGAAGACAAGCCUCGUCGGGAACUGCGAGGCUGUGUUGUAGGCCUGCAUCAGGAACUGCCACCCGGGGUGUAUGCAAACCCCGAUGAGCUGGGGGAUUUAAAACGGGCAAAAAAGCUAUUUGUGCUGCCACAGAACCGAAUCAACAUUGAACUGCCGGCAGAGCAGUCUAACCCGAGCACUGUAUAUGUCAUGGGUGCGAUCAUAGACGACCGGGCACACCUGUGGGUACCGGUCCAUGCUCGGUACCAUCAGGCCACUUCUGGAGGAGGUAUGGCUCGAAACGAGAUCUACCCUCCCCGGAUAUUCCUGUACUGUCCCGAAAUUCUGCGCUGCGACGGCGCCACGACCCCUAUGCUCUUCACCUGCGAAGACGAGCCUAAAGACUGCUGGAACACCUACAAGGAGCUCCCAUACACCGUGUUAACUGACACCCUUAUAUGGGAGGUGCCGGUGGGCAACACGCUGCACUACCACGCGGUCGCCGGCGCCACCGCGCUAGUCGUCAUAGCGGGGAGCCUGUACUUGCUCAAGUCUGUACACCAGUACAAGCGGCAGUGAGGUAACGCUUAAAGUUUUCGGCUAAAA
Cydia fagiglandana is the source of this 854-nucleotide messenger RNA. RefSeq names its product phosphatidylinositol-glycan biosynthesis class X protein (gene PIG-X). The record is from RefSeq and is a predicted model, not a curated record. Gene Ontology annotation, biological process: GPI anchor biosynthetic process. NCBI's taxonomy places the organism in Eukaryota, Metazoa, Arthropoda, Insecta, Lepidoptera, Tortricidae. Gene Ontology annotation, cellular component: endoplasmic reticulum membrane. The transcript has 5 exons. Bases 123 to 827 code for a protein of 234 amino acids.